AUGCAGCUCUCUCCGCUGCAGUCACGAUUUGCCGCGUCAGCCAUCGCCACGGUUGUCCUGAUCAUCAUAUACUUCACCCUUUUCCCACCACAAUUCGCCUUCGCUGAGGAAAUCAGCCAUGGCUCGCCGAUAAUACUGGACGGCUCGGCCGGCUUUGCAGAUGCAGAGUUAGAGACGAGAGAUCUCUUGUACGAGCCAGAGUUCGAUGCCUUCGACCGGAGUAUACUUGGGGAGGUGACGAAAAGGGAUACACUGUCUUUGUCGAACAACGUCCCCAACCAGAUGAACCUCAAUGCCGGCGACACGCUGGUGUAUACUUUCCCAAGCUCGCAGCUGUCGAGCAGGCAGGAUGCCGCCUCGUUAGAGCUGCGGGGAGAGGCCGGGACGUCCGAAGAGGAAGAAGUGGAUGUCUUCGCAGACUUGGACGAACCAGACCAGCUAUCCAAGCGAGCUACUGGCACGAUGGUGUAUAUUUCGGCAAACACAUGUUUGCAGCCCACGGGGAAUUCGACGACAGCAUCGGAGCCCCCACAGCUGACGCUCUACGUGUCCAACUCGACAGACAACACCUCCCCAGGACCGUCGGCUGAUGCGAGCAAGCAGGAGGUCGUGCCGUUCAAAGAGGGUGCGGUCAUGUUCAACUUCACCGCCUCGGAUGAUCUCUACAUGGGCGUCUCUGCGAGCAAUGUGUCGGAAGACUUCUCGGGGAUAUACAACUUCCAAAUCGCUGCGUCAAUCGACAUGUGGUACCACAGCUACAACGAGUCCAUGAGUGACGAGCUCUUCUGGGUGGACAGCGACACGACUUCGGUACUCCUCAUGACACAAAACCUGACCACCACUCGGGACAAGGACACAGAGCAACGGCUCAUGGACUCGAGGCCAUAUGUCAUGUUCGCACAGAACGAUGCCGUCCCUUCUAUCAACGGCAUGAGGUACUCGUACUGUGGCUUGGACAACUAUGCCCAGAUUGCUGCUGUUAGAAACGGCAAGGAAACAACUCAGAUAACCACGGGCAUAACGAGGCGAGGCGCAGGCGGACACCCCAAGCAGCAGUUCUACUUUAGUGGCCUGAAUGCCAGCUCCAAGUACCAGGGAAUUCUGGCAAGGAACGCAAACGCCACGGCCGACGUCAACGUUCCAGGAGGUGGUGGCCAUGUCUUGCGAGCCACCACCUUCGAAACCAAGUCGACCGGCGGCAACUGUGCACUCGUCUUCAACCUCACCUUCUGCGACCAGGUCGCCUACGCCGUGCCCAGCAACAACGUCACCUUCCCCAAUACCACGCUGCUGGGCCAAUUCUAUGACCUGUCCGCGCAGGCGCUCUGGGACGGCUUCAACAAGUCGCUGCAGCAGAUCCCGUGCGAGGCGCCGGACCAGCAGCAGUACUCGCUGGUGCGCAACUGCACGACGUGCGCGUCGGCGUACAAGAACUGGCUGUGCUCGGUGACGAUCCCGCGGUGCGAGGACUUCUCGGCGACGGACCCCUGGCUGCAGCCGCGGGCGAUUAACGAGACGCUCCCGGACGGCUCGCGCCCGGCGCCGGAGCUCCUCGCCCCCUACGAGGGCUCCCAGCAGAGCCAGCUCAGCUUCCAGCGCAGCCGCAACCCCAUCAUCGACGAGACGAUCAAACCGGGCCCGUACAAGGAGGUGCUCCCGUGCGAGGAGCUGUGCUACGAGCUGGUGCAGAGCUGCCCGGCCGCCCUCGGCUUCGCGUGCCCGCGCCCGUGGAUGACGGGCUUCAACACCAGCUACGGCGUCAGGAGCGCCCUUAACGACCAGGGCAACAUCACGUGCAACUACCCUGGGUCAUUCCACUUCUACGACGCGGCGCCGGGCCUGGCUGUGCCGUGGCUUCUGGCGUCGGCGCUCUUCCUGUCUGCCACAGCGGCGGUCUGGUAG
Messenger RNA from Diaporthe citri, 1902 nucleotides. RefSeq lists its product as uncharacterized. The transcript has 2 exons. Gene Ontology annotation, molecular function: calcium channel activity. Gene Ontology annotation, biological process: calcium ion import across plasma membrane. Lineage: Eukaryota; Fungi; Ascomycota; Sordariomycetes; Diaporthales; Diaporthaceae. The coding region runs from base 1 to 1902 and encodes 633 amino acids. The record is from RefSeq and is a predicted model, not a curated record.